This is a messenger RNA of Aspergillus chevalieri, 6411 nucleotides long. RefSeq names its product putative autophagy regulatory protein Atg2 (gene atg2). Gene Ontology annotation, biological process: piecemeal microautophagy of the nucleus; reticulophagy; autophagy of mitochondrion. The transcript has 3 exons. Gene Ontology annotation, molecular function: phosphatidylinositol-3-phosphate binding. Gene Ontology annotation, cellular component: extrinsic component of membrane; phagophore assembly site. The record is from RefSeq and is a predicted model, not a curated record. NCBI's taxonomy places the organism in Eukaryota, Fungi, Ascomycota, Eurotiomycetes, Eurotiales, Aspergillaceae. Bases 1 to 6411 code for a protein of 2136 amino acids.
AUGGCUUCCUUUUUACCUUCGUUUUUUCAGAAGCGGUUGCUCCGAUAUGCUCUGUCGAGGCUGGAGCUGGUCGAUACCGAGGCCUUGGACUUGGAUAGUCUGGGCAUCCGUUGGGGACAGAGGAGUACGGUGGAACUACGGGAUAUUGGGUUGAGAUUAGAGAAACUAGCUAGCUUUUUACAUCUUCCUCCUUCGAGUGAGCUGCUCAGCGCUCGCGUCCGGUUCCUCAAAAUCACCGUCCCCGCCGAUAUCUAUAGCAGUGGUAUUGUUUGCGAAGCUAGCGGGAUUGAAGUACAUUUAAGAAUACUGUCGGAGGAAACAAAACCGUCAUAUCAUGAUCGGAAACUCUCGACGACCGCCCAGGAUGCUACUGAUGACCAAAUCCUUCCCACACCGACCGAUCUCGCCCAGUCGUUCUUGGAGACGGAGCCUAAGGAGGAGAAAGAUGAGUUACAGGCGGCUAUCUCGUCGCGGUCUCAGGUGCUCCAACAGCGGUCGUCAACAUCGUUAAGUGAUGAUGAGGAGGAGCUGGGGCUGGGGAAUGAGAGUCUGUCUUUGCCUAGCUUUGUUGCGGCUUUUCUGAAGGGGAUUGCAGAUCGACUGCAGGUCAGGGUCAAUGAUAUUGCUAUACGAGUUGAUAUGGAGUUGAAGCAGGAUGGGCCGGCUAAGAGACAACCUGAGGAGGAGCCGGACUUGGUGACUGCUGUGCUGAGUGUGCGGGAGGUCAAGGUGGAUGGGGUUUCGAUGACUUCAUCUGACGAUGCCUCCCAUGCUCGAACAGAAGGAAAGAGGGCGAUCUUGGUGUCUGAUAUCAACAUGAUUUUGGUAUCUGACCCUGUCAUUUUCUCAAACUAUUCUCGAUUUGCCGCUUCCCUCACCCCGGAUGAAAUGACGCAGUCAAAGUCGAGUCAGCUUCCCAGCAGAGCUCCCUCUCCUCCGCUUUCCGAAUCAUCGGGUAAUUCAAAUCUGGCCAUGACGCGGUCGACCAUCUUCGAAACACGGAACGAGUCGCAGGAGGAAGAACCGGAGCAGCCAGGAACACCAAGACCGACUGCACCGCAAAUGGAAGCAUCUACAUAUACCUACGAUGGUCGAUUUUCGGAUGCAGAUUCGGAGGGUGAUGGUAAAGGUGAUCGAUAUCUUCAAGACUUGCAGAACCUUGCGGAUGAUGGAAUAUUGGAUAAUCCAGAUUAUCUCGAUUCGGUUAUUAAUACUCAAUACGACGAUGAUGAUAUUGAAGGCGCAUCACGCCCAUGGCCGAGAGGAGAGCAACGGUAUACGGAUAGUGAGACUACUUCAUGCCCUCCAAGUCCGCAGCUACACUUCUCUGAAAGCAUGCCGCGGGAAUCUGAUUUAGGGGAACCGGGGACCGCAGCAGGAAUGUCCGCGAGCCACGAAUGGGCACCUGAUGCCCACGGCUCUGUGCAUGAUAGCCAGGCUGGUCUCGGAAUUACUGACAGUGCAGUACACCGCACGGGAUUUUCUGAGCUUCCUCAUCUCUCCGAUUCUUCGCUCACUGACGGAUACCCCGAGGAGCAGCCUCCAUCUCAUACUUCUUCACCCCCAUCUGAAGCUGGCAGCACAGGCUCACAUCCCAGCUCUUCCAAUGGAGACCUCUCAGAGUCCAAAUUUUUCAGCCAUGAAGAGGCGCAGAGCAUGUACAUGAGCGCUAUUAGCCAAGGAUCAGGCUCGAGGAGUUUCAUGCCUGCCAUGCCCGGGGCAUGGGAUUCAGAAUCGACUGUAUUUAGACCUAACCCUGUUCGAGAGGCGGCCAGUCGUGAGGAACAGGAGGAAUCAGUCUCCACACCAAAACUUAGUGGUCAACCAGGACCGUUCACACAGGCCCAGGAGCAGAUUAACCUUGAGGCACGGUCUGAAACGACUGAAAAGGGACUCGGCCAAUCGACUCCGGAGUUGACCAAGGUCACUGGCGUGGCGAAGAGGUUUUUCAGCGCUGAUCAGGUGUUGAUCUGGAUUCCGUCUGUUGAAAAAAGCACCGAGGGUGGAGAAGACACGCCAGCAGAGUCACGCAGAGACACCUACGAGGAUUUGGAAGAAUCCACGGCCGACUUGCGAGAGUCUAGAGUUGAAGAUGACCUUCUUACUUCGAGGAUCUAUGACUCUACGCGUCAUCGUCCGGGGACUUCGCGCCGCCCAGGGGAACCGUGUCCCGACUUACACGAUGAGCAUAAAACGAUCGCGGUCGAAGUUUUCUCCGUGGACUUGCAAUUCGACAUUGCUACUGGCUGGCUUCUCACCAAGAUGGGCCAAAAGGUCGUUCAGGCCUUUGCUAGUAGUGAAAAACAACCACAACCUCCUAAGAAAGGCCAUCAAUCAGAACAGCCACAGGGCAGACAAGCGAUCAACCUCUCUCUCAAGAAGUUGUCUAUCAAGUUCGUCGAGCAUUUGCACGGACACGCUUAUCCUGCUGAUGGCACUGGGUUGAACUCAUCGCAGUCAUUUGGUCCAUCCAUCGAAGAUAUCGUCCUGCAAGCUGCAGCAUCUGGCCUACAGGCUCGCUUCGCUAUGGAGAAAGACACCACAAACUUGCACCUCGACAUUUCCAAGUUCACGCUAGGUUUUGCUUCGGAUAGCCUGAUCUCGUUUGAUGAGAGCCUGAAGAUGCGAGAAUCCACACGAGAUAUUAUGGCGCCCACGCAUGGUGAAAUCUCUCUUUUUCUAAGCAAAUCUCCCGAUUCUGCAAGAAUCAAUUUGACCACGCUUCCGCUGCUGGUUAAUUUCAAUAUCCAACGCUUAGAGGAAGUCUUUGGUUUUUUGGGUGGUUUGAGUACGAUUUUAGAACUGGGAAGCUCUAUUUCGUCUGUCUCAACCGUGAAGGGUACUAAGCAAGAACCGCCACCACCCAAAAGGCCUCGUGGGGUGCAUUUCGAGACGGCGCCUCCGCCUGCCAGUGUGGAACCAGAUCACUCUACGCCCUGGAAGGUCAAUGCUCGCGUGGGUGGUAUUGUGCUAGAUGUUGUUGGAGAAAGCCAUUGUCUCAAACUAAGAUCCACGGCUCUCAAAAUGGUCAGCAGGUCCGAAGGCAUUGGGGUCCAAGUCGACAAAGCAAAGCUGAGCGGACCAUUCCUCAUUGAUGGCUCCCAGGAUGCACCUGCGAAGGUCAGCUUAACGAACAUCAGGGUCGAAUACUUAUUCACUCCGAAGGAAGUCGAUUUGGACCGUCUGCUGGCGCUGAUUACCCCAUCCAAGGACAAGUAUGAUGAGGAUGAUGAUAUUAUGUUGGAUACGUUAUUCCGACAACGACGACAGGGUUCUGUUCUUCGUGUGACGGUUGCCGAAAUGAAGACUGUCGUUUCUCAGAUCAAAGACCUCAACUCAAUUUCUCAACUCGGCAAUGAGUUGGGCAGGUUCUCGAGUAUGGCCAAGUACUUUCCAGAGGAUGACCGCCCAGGACUGUUUAUCCUUGCUCUGGUUAAGGAAGUCGAAAGCCAGGUACACGUUGGCGGCCAAGUCGGGGAUAUUUCCGCUCACCUCCGUAACGCCGAGGCUGCUUAUAUCAGUAUCCCUUCCCUGAUUUCUGCUCAGAUUGGGACAAUGGGAAUCAUCAGAAAUGGCGAAGAGGAGCUCCUUGGUGAAGCGUUGCCGUUGAGCAGGGGGAGCCAGGAUCACACAUUACUUCCUGUUCUAAUGGCUCGUUUUAUUGCAGAUGAGAUGGAACCUGCUGUCAAGAUCAAGCUGCAUAAUCUGCGGGCGGAGUAUACCAUUCCGUCUGUGAUGGCAUUCCUCGGGUUCAGCGAGGACAUGACACGGGGUGAUGUUGCUAGUAACAUGGCGAACUCACUGGCCAAUCUUGCAGAGGCACAGGAGUCUCAUCAUGCAUUUAACAAGUCUCCUAUAGGACCUGACAGUCCAAAAGGGCCUGUUAAGCCUACCAGGCUAGCACUUGAUUUGCGAGACUGCGUCAUUGGCCUCAAUCCUCGUAACACGCCAGCGAGGGGCUUGGUUGUGCUUACAAACGCCAAGUUUUCCGGCACCAUCCAUGGUCCCGAGUCCUCUGAUGCGACAUUAGAUCUCCGAAAGGCGUCGAUUAUGGUCAUUGAUGAUGUGCAGAAUGUGGGGUACACCGACAAUGUAUCCCGGGCUAGAUCUGCCGUUCCACAGAGCACCCAAGUCCGAUCCUUGAUCGAUAUGGGAUUUGUUCCUGUCUCAUCGAUCUCGUCAGCCACGGCUACCGUGAAGUUAUUGACCUCAGGCGACGACGGGACAAAAUCAAUCGACGUGGAGCUCAGAGAUGAUCUAUUGAUUCUUGAGACUUGUGCCGACUCGACACAGACCUUGAUAAGCAUCGCAAAUGGCCUUCAGCCCCCGAUACCUCAAACUGAGGCUGUUAAGUACCGGACAGAGGUCAUGCCAAUUCAGGACAUGUUGGCGUCAUUCUCAGGGGAUGCUUUUGAGACUGACACGAUAACUACUCGGCCGGAGGGUGUCUCUGAUCCUGUUCCUAUUGGGGAAGAUCACGGACGAGGGGAAAUAGAGGACGAGCUCGAAUACGUGAGCGAUUUCUACCCAGUCAAAUCGGGCUCUGAUACCGAUGAGUUUGCCGGCAUGACGGACUCGCCUACGGCCGCUUCCGACUCCGAAGAUCUUCUCGACAGUUUCCAUUCACAAUACGAGGUUUCGUCUAGUUUCUCUGAGCUUGAUUUCCAGAGCGACCAUUUUGCCAAGAAGUCCGCAGUUGGUGGUACGGCGCAUCGGUGGGACUCGACGCAAAAUACGUAUGGGCUUUCAAAUGACUCGAAGCUCCAGAGGAGUCCUCUGCGGGUUAAGGUCCGGGACGCUCAUGUUAUCUGGAACUUGUUUGACGGGUAUGAUUGGCAGCGGACGCGGGAUACGAUUUCCAAGGCCGUCAAGGAUGUGGAGAAGAAAGCGUCGGAAAGACGUGCUAGGACUGGUGGUAGUCGAGCGUCCCCUGCGCUCGAAGAAGAGGAAGAGUCGGUGAUUGGCGAUUGCCUUUUCAAUUCAAUUUAUAUUGGCAUCCCCGCGAACAAGGACCCGCGAGAUAUUCGUGGCGAUAUCAAUCGAAACAUCGAUGAUCUCGUCAGCGAAACGGGUAGUUAUGCAACGACAACGACUAUGACCGGGGCGACAGCGCGACAGAGCCGAUCACCCUCAAUACGAGGAAAGAAACUGCGUUUGUCUCGGAGCAAGUACCACAAGAUGACGUUUGAGUUGAAGGGUAUUUGCGCGGAUUUUGUUGUCUUCCCGCCCGAUUCAGAAGAGACGCAAAGCUCGUUGGACGUGCGUGUCAAUGACCUAACAAUCUUCGACCACGUUCCUACUUCGACAUGGAAGAAGUUUGCUACCUACAUGCACGAAGCUGGCGAGAAGGAAAGUGGGACAAGCAUGAUCCACUUGGAGAUCUUGACGGUCAAACCAGUUCCCGAGCUUUCUGCAUCGGAAAUCGUCUUGAAGGCUACUAUUCUCCCUCUUCGGCUGCACGUCGAUCAAGAUGCUUUGGACUUCUUGUGUCGGUUCUUCGAGUUCAGGGAUGAGUCUGCCGUCAGCACGCCGCCUGCUCCAGGCGAGGUCCCGUUCUUGCAGCGGGCAGAGGUCAAUUCUGUCCCUGUAAAACUGGAUUUUAAGCCAAAGAGAGUUGAUUAUGCCGGUCUGCGGUCUGGUCGGACAACUGAGUUCAUGAACUUCUUCGUCCUGGACGGCGCAGACAUGGUCCUCCGCCAUGUGAUCAUCUACGGGAUCUCUGGAUUUGAUAAGCUUGGACAAACGCUCAACGACAUCUGGAUGCCUGACGUCAAGAGGAACCAACUGCCCGGCGUCCUUGCCGGUCUUGCCCCGAUUCGCUCUCUCGUCAAUGUCGGUGGCGGCGUGAAGGAUCUCGUGGUGGUGCCUAUGCGCGAGUACCAGAAAGACGGGCGCAUUGUCCGCAGUAUCCAACGCGGUGCUAUCUCCUUCGCAAAGACUACAUCAAACGAACUCGUAAAACUUGGCGCUAAACUUGCCAUUGGCACUCAAACCGUCCUCCAAGGCGCAGAAGACCUCCUCUCCACCCAGAACGCUGCAGCCCAGCAACCAAUUCCUUCCGCGGCAGCAGGAUUAACAGAGGAAGACAUCCUCGAUGAAGAAGAAGCCAAGAAAAUCUCUCUCUACGCAGAUCAACCAGUAGGCGUAGUUCAAGGCCUCCGCGGCGCCUUCACCGGACUAGAGCGCGACCUAUUACUGGCUCGAGACGCUAUUGUCGCUGUCCCAGGUGAAGUCGUUGAAAGCGGGAGCGCGAAAGCCGCUGCGAGGGCUGUGUGGAAGCGUGCACCGACUGUUGUGCUUAGACCGGCUAUUGGGGUUUCGAAAGCUGUUGGGCAGACAUUGUUGGGAGCCGGGAAUACGUUGGAUCCGGCAAAUCGGCGGAGGAUGGAGGAUAAAUACAAACGCCAUUGA